Molecule: messenger RNA, 2784 nt
Organism: Haliotis rubra (blacklip abalone)
Lineage: Eukaryota; Metazoa; Mollusca; Gastropoda; Lepetellida; Haliotidae
Product: prolow-density lipoprotein receptor-related protein 1-like
Exons: 14
Coding region: 121-1968 (615 amino acids)
Molecular function (GO): scavenger receptor activity
Source: RefSeq, a predicted model, not a curated record
GACACCCCGUGUUCCAAUCAAGUUCAGUCUCAGUGUGUAUUGACAAUUAAAGGGUAAUGCCACUUUAAACGUGGUCAGAGUGGUAUCAUUGCUAAGUUGGAUGAGCCGCCAUUAAGCAAGAUGGCGUCUGUACGUCUGUACGUUGUUGUACUGCUGUUGUGCAUUCCCUCACUGUCAUGUUUCAAACGAGGUUAUGAUGAGCUUUUCGCGCUGGUUACGGACUUCGACGGCAAGAUCUACAAAUACAGCAUGCGGGACAAAAGCAUUAAACGCAUCCCCGUGUCGGACUCCGGACAAGGGCCCGAGGCGAUAGACUACGAUCCUGUUACUUCUCAGAUGUUCUGGUCCAACAUAAGAUCAGAUAAAAUAAAGCGAGCAGAUCUUGACGGAGGGAACGAAAGGAUUGUCAGAUCAGAAACAGAAACGCCACGGGGUAUUGCCGUCGACUACAUCAACCGUCUGAUGUUCUACACAGAAGAAAAGAUCGACAUAGUUGCCAUGCUAAACCUCUCCAGCUCGGAACACAAAGUCCUGGUCCGUACAGGCAUGGACCGACCUCUGGCCAUAACUAUAAACAUGAAGACCAAAGUUAUCUACUGGAGUGACAUCGGAUCACCAGCGAAGAUAGAGACGGCGAAUUAUGACGGGACUGGCAGAAAAGUGUUGAAGUCUGACGACCUGAGGUGGCCUAUAGCACUGUCUCUUGAUGAGACUGCUACUAAACUGUUUUGGUGCGAUGGGAGUAAAAAGAAGAUUCAGUAUUUAGAUUUAAAUACGCUGAAGACCACUGUGGUGCUGUACAACUACAACAGCCACUACUACGACGUCCAAUACGUAGAGGGAACACUCUACUUCGUAGACCUCCUAAAAAGAAACGUGUUUCAGUCAGUUGCGGCGACUGGCGGGGACGUUACAACAUACUCCUUGGGCAAAACCCUGUCCAAGUGGCGAAAGAUAAGGCUGAUCAACAUCAGAGUAUGUCAGGACAUGACGUGGGGAGAGAACUGCACCCACAACUGUGGGAACUGCCAGCAAGAUGCAGUCUGCAACAAGGCUAACGGUUAUUGCCCAGGGAAGUGUAAGCCCGGAUUCGCCUUGCCCACGUGUCAGAAUGAAUGCCCUAUUGGCUUCUUUGGUGUUGACUGUAGGUCAAUUUGUGGACACUGUCAUAACCUGGACACCUGUGACCACCUGACCGGCGCCUGCUUAUACGGAUGUGCUGCGGGCUGGGACGGGAGAAACUGCUCGCGAGAAUGCCCAGAAGGCAAACAUGGUCUGAAGUGCACCACCAGCUGUGGCCAUUGCAAAGAUGGGUCUGCCUGUAUGAAGUCCAGCGGAAACUGCACAAAUGGAUGUGAACCGGGGUGGGACGGAGCCCAGUGCAAAGAAGAAUGCUUGAACGGGACUUUUGGUGAGGACUGCAAGUACAAGUGCCAGUGCUGCGAUGGUUCGGUCUGUGAUAAGGUGACAGGACAGUGCCCGUAUGAGAACGUCACUGCAAGAGAAUGUCCGGUCGACCGUUACGGAUUCAACUGUAGCACUCCGUGUGGACAUUGUAUGGAUGGUCAGCCGUGCAAUGAGACUAACGGCAGAUGUCCCACAGGGUGUGACGUCGGGUGGAUGGGAGACGUCUGUAAAAUGGAAUGCAUCAGCGGCCGGUACGGUGCUGACUGCGCCCAGAUGUGCAAGUGUUUCGGCAGCAACGUGUGCGACCCAAUCAGCGGUCGAUGCUACACAGGAAACAUCGGGGCAGCAAAACAAGUAGGCGACGUCCAGAUCACAGAUACACCACUGACCACCGGCCUGUGUGUCAUGAUCGUCAUCCUGGCAAUUCUCCUGGCUGUCGCCAUCUUUGUCAUAUACAGACGGAACAGACAACAAAGAUUCGACGAUGAACCAGAGACGCCUGAGAAGAGAACAACGAUGGCUUUUACCAAUCACCACUGCGAGCCGCUGGUCACGAUGUAACGACAGCUGUAACGCGUCAGCUGCAUCAUCCCCACCAUGGUGACUUGUACAUAAUGACCAAGUGCUUGAAAUCUGUCCUCUCAGCUCAGAAUAAUCAUUGACUACUUCUGUGGCGCCAUCGUCAUCACGGGCAUGGUGUUAUGUGACGCUUUUGUGACAAAGAUGUACAACGACAACCCGUCAGCUGCAAAUAUUAACUUGUUCAUCAGAGCACUGGUUCUCGGUAUCCGGCGAGCCCCCUUGUAAUAUAUCACACAUCGCGUACCACAGAACAUUGCAAAUGUCUGCUUUCUCGGUUCUAGCUUCCACUGCCCAGCUGAUCACCUGACUGCCCUGCCCGCCAGACAUCCCUUCUGACUGUCAUGUAGUACAAGCGGCAGUGUAGUAUCCGCCACACGCUUAAAGGCACUAUUUCACUUCUCUAAAAAUAUAUAAAGCGUUUCUGUCAAUAAUACUAUCAGUCCUCAGGGAAGCUACCAUAUAAGUUAUUCACACAAGUACGUAUUUAGAUUACAAUAUAAACUUAAAAAGUUCGAAUGAAUUAAUGCAACGUUGCAUAAAAUCCACUCUGGCACCUUCUACCGGCCGAACAAUAUUUCAAGCGAACCCCAUAGAGUUAUGUCCCUUGGAGUUUCAAUUUCGAUUUCAGACCAGGCAUAAUACUUUUUUUAUUGCAUUAAUAUUAAGAUAAAGUGAAUGCAUAUGCCCCGAUAUAUAUAUAAUAUAGGCCCUCAUAUUGACGAAAAUGUGUGAAAUUGUGCCUUUAAGGAGAAAUACAAUGUCCAUUUGGCCAUUCAAAUAAACUUGUUUUCUAUA